Messenger RNA from Onychostoma macrolepis, 4639 nucleotides. It is a transcript of the gene mdfic, whose product is annotated as MyoD family inhibitor domain containing. Bases 463 to 1230 code for a protein of 255 amino acids. The record is from RefSeq and is a predicted model, not a curated record. NCBI's taxonomy places the organism in Eukaryota, Metazoa, Chordata, Actinopteri, Cypriniformes, Cyprinidae. The transcript has 6 exons.
AAGUCCUCCUUUAGAUCUCUAGGUAAACAAACCUGCGUGUCUGUAAGAUAGACGUAGUCAUUUAACAAACAGCCUCAGUUCACGAACAAUUCACAGUCUCAGCUUCAACAUCUGAAUGCAGCUGGUUGUGAUCAUCGGAAUCCGGAUGUGAUGAAAAUGUUUGAGCUCAAAGUUUCUCCAGCAGCAGCAGCUCGAGCGCGCGGGAGUCUUGCGCACAAACUCAUUAUUCAGCGUCUGCCUGACAGGGAUUUUUGUACUAUUUUUGUGAGGAAUCUGAUAGUUUUUACAGAGUUUUGAUCCUAAACAGGCUAUUAAGGAAACUUUUUCUAACGGGACUUCGUUUUGCCUGAAGAAAGGAUGCGAAUAAAGGCGUUUGGGAGUUAACAUGUUUGAAAGGUUUGAGGGCUGAUUGCGUGGGGGAUUGUUGUUUUUGGGUGUGUUUAGUAUCUAAACAUCUGGCUCAUGUCCUCGGAGACUAUUUUACCUCCGGAGGGGCCCGAAGGGCCAAAAAAGCAGCUACAAGAAGAGACAAACCCACUCCUGUCCAAAUCAACAGAUAAAUGCAACAGCUGCACUGAUGAAUCCUCAGAUGCUACAGAAACAUCCCAAACUCCGAUACCAGGAGAUGUCACUUCAGACGGGCAGGAUCACAUGACCGAGAACCACACCCAUGAUUGUGUUAGGACUCAACCUCAGCCUCUGCCCCAGCCAGCAACAUCCCUGCAACAUGGCAUCGACGGAGAGGCUGCCAGACAGCAGAACGGCCUGCACACAGUGCUAAGUAACGGCCACGGCACGCCCCGCGGGGUUAUGCAGCCGCCCUCCACCGGCCCCACAUCUGAGUCCAGGAAGCACCCGUCGCCCGUCUCGCACCGUGUGCAGAGAAAGCUUCGCUCUAGUCUGUCGGUCAACAGCGACAGCAGCAGAAGGAGCAAAAGCAGCUCGACGGGUUCCCAUAAACCCGGCUCAACUCCAGAGGACUGCUGUGUCCACUGCAUCCUGGCCUGCCUGUUUUGUGAAUUUCUCACUCUGUGCAAUAUGGUGGUGGCUCAGGCCUCGUGCGGCACCUGCACAUCAGAAGCCUGUUGCUGCUGCUGCUGCGCAGACGACCUGGGAGACGACUGCAACUGCCCCUGUGACAUGGACUGUGGCAUUAUGGAUGCGUGCUGUGAGUCCUCGGACUGCCUGGAGAUCUGCAUGGAGUGCUGCGGAAUCUGUUUCCCAACAUAAAAGCCCUGAUACAUGCAGGCCACAGCCAGGACAGAUGUUGAGCUAGAGAGUGUGUCUGUGCGUAUAUCUCUGUGUGUGUGUGUGAAUGAGAGCUAUGGAGUGUGUUCUUUUCACACUUGUGAAAAAUCUGUUCCUGAGCUCAAGAUGACCAUAAAGGUCAUAAGAAAGGACUAAAAUACAUUUACAUACUUCACAUAUCCUCGUAGACUAAAAGUGCAUAAAGACAUAGAUAUUCAGCUGAAGGAUAGGAUGCCGAGCUGCCCUAUCCUUCACAGCGCUUUAUAUUAAAUGCUUUAAUGUAUCAGAGCUUGUUCUAUUUACUGUUUUUACAUGUCUUUGCAGAGGUUUUUGACACAUUUCUUUAGUUUUUAAAGACACUUCACACUUUAUAAUUUUAAAAACUUGCAGAUGUUGAAAUUAAAACGGUAGACGUCAUACAACUUGAGGUCGCUCUGCACAUCACUGUAAUUCGAGUGGAAACGCGGCGCUUUCACACUGUCAGAGGUCAAGCCUUUGUGGGUGUUAAGUGGGAUUCUUAUUUUGAACUGUUUCUGAAAAACAGAGAGGGCUGUUUAAAUGAUGCUGAUUUUGUAAGUCUUUAUUUAAACUGCAUCUACUGUAGCUCAUUUAAUUAAAUGUCCCUAAGUUCUUGAAACGACAUUAGCAGUUGGCUUGCUGGUGCUUUAAAGACACACAGAUGAACUGGAUACACAGAAUAGUAUAGAAUGCAGAUGCCGAAAUCCACUUUAUGCAAGAUUUUUCGUAACUCUACAAGUUACGUGUAAACUUGACUUUUUGUUUUACUUUAUUAAGCCUCUGCUAAAGAUACACUAGAAAAGCACCUUUUUGCUUUAGUACUUAAGUGAAUAUUAAAUACACUAUUGCAAAGAGUUAUUUUCCUGUUAAAUCAUACAUGUAGUUCAGAUUGCAUUGCCUAAGGCCUUCUUGUGAAUUGUUCAAAGCUGGCAUUUGUCGGCAUUAUGUAAGCUAAUGUUAGCAUCAUAACAUUAACACAGUUGGUUUUUUGUUCAUAGUGCGCAAUGCCUUCGGUACGCUGUGCGUUUGUGAUUCGUCUGACUCAUCUCGUCAAAACUGCUUGCGACACAUUUGCCAAACUGCACUUCAGAACACAGUGUGACUGAACUGACCUGAAACAUUCAACUGAACCCGGUUCAAAACAAACAACUUUACCUCUACAGACUUUACCUCUCCAGAAUCAGACUAGUUCUUGUGUGUCUUUUGACGAGACCCACUUUAAAAAAAACUUACAUCGACUGGCUCUUUUACACUGAAAAUAUGCAAAAGUAUAGUUGAUUUAAGAUGCUAUAAGUUUGUUGUUAAUGUAAAGGCUUUUCAAAUGAAAGAAAUGCAUUUUAAUAGUAAGCAAACAUUUCCAAAUUCAUUUAAAUUAAUUUCUUAUUAUAUAUUGAAGAGAACUUGAAAAAUGCGCAUAAAUGUAUCAAUACAAAAAUAUAUACAUUGACAUAAAUUGAUGUAAAAUCUAUUUCAUUAAAAAAUGAUUAAGAUAAAAAUUUAAAUAUGCAGUUAUUUAUAUUUAAUUGCAACACAAAUGUGUCUUCUAAUGCUCGUCUGUAGCUAAUUGCAAUUUGAGAUGACCAGACAAAAUUGUAAUAGUCUAUUAAAAAAACAACAACAAUCAUGCUUUCCACAUAUAAAAAUUCAGGUGCCAUAAUUAUGAAACUUAUUUUUUAAAAGAAUGUGAAUAGAGCUUAGCAUUUUUAUCUGUAUUCAUACUGUAUUCAGCCCAUUUUUCUGUGUUUUUCCUCUUUGUCCUCAAUUCACUUUUUAAAUGUUUUCAGUAUGUACCAAGCGUAGUUUUGUUAAUGGACCAUCAACAUUGCAAUUUUCUAAAAAUAAAAUGUUAAACUGGAGACUAAGAUGUCUGUAUCUGCUUGUGAUGCAGAAUUGUGUGAUUAUUCACUGAAAAUCGGCUACACGGUUUUUCUCAAAAAGCUGCCCGUGGUCUGAAUGUUUAUCAGGUGCAUGUCAUGCAUCAGUGCAGCUGAGCUGUUUCCCAUUGCAUUCAGGCAUGUGGUAAUUGACUCACCUGUACAAGGUUCAGAGAUGGAUAUAAUGUGUAUCGUUAGCAUCAUAGUCAGCGGAUCAAAUUGUAAUGUCUCCAGGGAGAUUUGAAAGGUUUGUGAUAGAUUCAGGACGGUACUUCACACUGAAUUAAAGGUUAGAGGAGUUGUACAGUCUAUUAAAUUGUCUGAGGUGUUUUAGAAGGUGGUUGAUUAUGUUUCCAAAAGGCAUGACUUUGCCCCUUUGUCAAUUAACAGAAGUGUUUCCCCCCUUUGUCCGUUACAUACUGUAAUAUACAUACCGUAACAUUAAGACUUGUGUGCAUUAUGCAUUGCAAAAGAUGAGUACAUUUUAGUAAAAAGGUGAAGAAUAAUUGUUAAAUUAAAGGAAUAGUUAACCCCAAAAUGAAAAUUGGCUGAAAAUUUGCCUCAACUUGAAUAAAUUUUCAGCAAAUUUUUCUUUUUUGGUGAACUAUUCCUUUUAUUCAAAAAUGUUGAGUAUUGCCCAUUUACUAUGAUUGAACUUGUUUGUGUAUUUAUAUUUAUAUUUAAAUAUAGACAUAUAUGGAAAACAAAUUAUAUUAAACACUACUGUUCAAAAGUUUGGUGUCGGUGAACAAUAAUAUUCUACAAUAUCAUUAUACAAUUUAAACUGUUUUGUGUUUGAAUGUAUUUUAAAAUGUAAUUUGAUCCUGUGAUGACAAAGCUGAAUUUUUAGCUUCAGUGUCACAUGAUCCAACAUUUCUUAUUAUUAUCAAUGUUGAAAACGGUUGUUCUAUUUAAUUUGUUUGUGGAAAAUAUGAUGCUUUUUCAGGAUUAUUUGAUAAAUAGAAAGUAAAAAAAAAACAUUCAAUUGAUAUAGUUUUUACAACCUUCUUUAUUGCAUCUUUUAAAUCUUUAUUGUAACUUUUUAUCAAGUUAAUGCAUCCUCCUUACUGAAUAAAAGUUUUAAUUAAAAAAAAAAAAAAAAACAUCUUAAUGACCCCAAAUGUGCAAACAGUAAUAUAUUCAACACUUUAUUAUAUUGGUCAUCAGCCACCUUGGUUUCUACUGGCUAAAAUCUGCCUUUUUAAUAAAACCCAUUCACUCAUUGUGCCGCUACAUCAGGAACAUAGCCAGCCGCAUUGCAUAAGUCAGGAGAAACUGGAGCCUUUCCCACUGGCUGGUGGUCUUCCCUGACCUUUGACAAACCUUUGUCCCUGUUAACCUCUCAAUUAACCUCGACACCACCCCACCUGUGCUGCCUUCUGUUCCCACUGACAACCUGCUGCCGCCCCCUCACUUCCUUCUGUCAAUUUCCACCCAGAUAGCGCCUGCCAGGACAUUACCAUCUUAUUUCACUAAUGGUUUUGCUGAAAAUAUUGGAA